UCGCUCGGCCCCGUCGCCCGUCAUCAAUCGCCCCUCCAGUCUCGCUUCGGCUCCAUACUCUUGUCCGUCUGCGUCGUCCCCGCCUCGGUAGCUGCAUUCCGGAGCCACCCAGCACGAUCGCCGACUCGCUCCCCCCUCUCGUCCUUCCCGGCCCCCAUCGACUCGUCCUUCCCGCAACUCGCCCAUGGGUAUCCAGGAUUUGGCCAUCGUCCCGCAGGAGGGAAAGCCCUCGAUCGUCCGCGGCUUUCUGGGCCUGACCCCAGACAUUGCCUUUGCCGGCGACAUUGUCUACUACACCUCAAAGUCCAGCCGGCCCACCCUCGCCUCUCUCUUCCUUUCGCUCAACGCCUACAUCCUGACCAAUGUCCAGAAGGACGAGUCUGCCGACGACGACAAUCCGCACCACACCCAGACCACCUACUUUCUCAAGCGCCAGGUCUUCAUCGCCGGCGACUCGUCCGUCACAGACCCGCAGUCGGCUCCCCGCAAAAGCUCGGCAUAUCUCGAGCUCUCCUCGAGCGAGUGCCACCGAUUUCCCUUCUCGAUCGAGCUCGGGCCCGACAUUGUCCCCUCGCUGCCGGGGUCGUUCACCUGGGACUACUCCAAGAAUGCCUCGGCCUCGGUCGUGUACGAGCUGACGGCCACCCUCAUUACCGCCCCGAAGCUGCUCCGAUCCGCCAAAGUCAUCACGACAUCCGAAAUCGUCGACGUGCCCAAGGUGGACCCGCCGAAUGUCAUCAAGGGCGAGACGACCGCAACCAACAUUGUGCAUCAAGGUGUCAACGAGUUUAUUCAGUACAACAUCCAUCUCGAUCGAAGCAUUUUCGGCCUCCGGCAGCCUGUAGGCUUCCAAAUCGUCGACAUCUCGCCUCGGAGCAACGAUAUCAAAAUCAAUGGUCUCUCCGUCAAGUUAGUCCAGCACGCCGUCAUCAAGUCCGCCGGGAUUGCGCACGAGUUCGACACCGUCCUCAACGAGAUCCCAGAGGGCAGCUCUGCCUUCACACAAGCGUCCUCUGUGCGGUGGAGCGGGGCCGGGGAACUCAUCGUCGAAAAGGCGCAUCGCCGAGAAAAGAACAUCCAGAUCGACGCACUCUCGGCCAUGGAGCUCGAGACCGUCAUUAUUUGGCACUCGGUUGCCAUUGAAGUCCACAUCAAGCAGCAUUCUUCUGUCUGCCUGGAAAUUCCCGUGUGGUUCAUGGACAUUGACGACGAGACCCGCAAGUGGGUCGUCAAGCAUUGCGGCGGGGUUAAGCCCGAGGCUCUGGUCGGCUCGGCUUUCCGAAAGGUUCGAUGAGCCACUCCCUGCUGUUCAUGAACAACUUUGUUCAAGACUCUCCACCUUCCCUUUCCUUCUCAGCAUGGAUGGCCUGUCUUCCUUGGCGAUCCGGGCUC
Molecule: messenger RNA, 1392 nt
Organism: Polychytrium aggregatum
Lineage: Eukaryota; Fungi; Chytridiomycota; Chytridiomycetes; Polychytriales
Exons: 2
Coding region: 185-1294 (369 amino acids)
Source: RefSeq, a predicted model, not a curated record